This is a messenger RNA of Nematostella vectensis (starlet sea anemone), 704 nucleotides long. RefSeq lists its product as uncharacterized. The record is from RefSeq and is a predicted model, not a curated record. Lineage: Eukaryota; Metazoa; Cnidaria; Anthozoa; Actiniaria; Edwardsiidae. The transcript is spliced from 7 exons. Bases 273 to 704 code for a protein of 143 amino acids.
AUUUUUGAUAAGCGUAAUAAAAUCAGAUCUCUAAAGUUGUUUUCACCUUUAGCGCAAUUUCUAUUUCAAACGAAUCCUAACCCCACACGUUCUGUUUUUCAGUAAUGACUGGACCAGGUUCUUGCGCAAAGAUUCUUUUUGAAAAUUGGUUUGAAAAGCAAAUGUAAAGAGACAAAAAAAAAAUAAAUACUGAAUAAACUUAGCGAUAUGCUCAUGAACUGGACAUCGCUAAGCCUCCGCGAACUAGAAGAGCUUAACACAAAAUCCUCAGGAUGAGCGAGGGUCAAAUAUUUAGUAUGGUUCCAUGGUACGAAUACCAGCUUUUAACCAACAUCAUAUGCUAUGGAGGCCUCACAGAUGAAAACAGCUCACCGAACGAUAAAGCCCCUAUUCUUUGCGAGGGAGUCAAUACAAUCGCGACAUCGAAGCAAAAGCUACGAAAAGAACUCCGCAUCUCGUAUCUAAAAAAGCGCUUUUAUGCGAGUGUGAACAAUUACAAUCGCGACAUCACAGCAAAAGCUACAAAAAGAACUCCGCAUCUCGUAUCUAAAAUAAAGCACGACCUGUCUCACUUCUGCACUAUAUACAGGGGAAGAACUUGUGUUGGCUUGACGAAGCCGAAAGUGUUGUUGCCCGACUUCUCAGAACCGAAAAGGUUGCGCAAAAUUACAUCUGUGAUAAAAUAUCUUAACAUGUUGAUGUGA